AUGAGGCGCUUGUGCCCAGCCACGAGUAAACUACCCGAACGCAACAUAGGGUCAGAACCGAUCAAUCAUCUAUCGGGAAAAAUCAGCUUCGGUAUUGCCUGCGCCCUGGCAUUGAUCAUUGGCUGGCAGCCGCUGCUUGUCACAGAGUAUUUGGCUGGCUGGACUGACCUGGUGAUCGAUCAGCUGGGUGUUGGAUUUCUAUGGACUGGCACGGCGAUGCUGCUAACCGGGCUCACGCUGGCGCUGACGCCGAUUGGCCGCCUACGGCUUGGCCAGGACGACGGUCAACCUGAGUUCAGCCGGCUUUCGUGGAUGGCGAUGCUAUUCGCCACUGGCAUGGGUUCGGGGCUGGUCUUCUGGGGCGUCGCCGAACCGCUAACCCACUACGCGAACCCACCGCAGGGGUCGGGUGCGGACAAUGCCCUGGCCUUAACGUUUUUUCAUUGGGGACUACACGCCUGGGCGAUCUACGCGAUGGCUGGGCUGGUAAUUGCCUACUUCGCUUUUCGCCAUCGCCAGGGAUUCACCAUCGCCGCACCACUGACCGCAACGCUGGCACGGGUCGUCCCAAUCCAGGCAGCGCAAUUUGUUGGUGGCCUGGCCACACUACUGGCAAUUUUGGCAGUUAUUUUCGGCGUUGCCGGGACCCUAGCUAACGGCGUGAUCUUACUGCGCUCGGGCAUGGUCGCGCUCGGAUUGUCAGCUGGCGCACUGCAAGUAGUGCAGUUCGGUUUGCUGGCUCUCCUGUCAGGCGCAUUCUUGACCUCGGCGCGCUCCGGGCUGAGUCGCUCAAUCCGUUGGCUUAGUUUAGUCAAUCUCAGUUUGGCCGCGGGGCUGUUUGCCUAUCUGUUCAUCUUGCUGGAGCCGCUGGAUUUGAUCUCCAGGCUAUUCACAAGCAGUGCGGUGUAUUUGCGAAGCCUCCCGGCCUGGUCAUUGCAGUUGAUUGAAACUGAGAGCGGGCAUGGUUGGGCACACGGAUGGACGAUUACAUACCUGAUCUGGUGGAUCGCCUGGACGCCGUUUGUCGGCGUGUUUAUCGCCAGAAUUAGCCGCGGGCGCACCAUUCGAGAGUAUCUAUUGGCCGUGAUCUUGGUCCCCACCAUCGUGUCAGUGCUGUGGUUCACCACCUUUGGCGGCGGGGCGAUUAGCUUCGACCAGGCCAACGAUGGACUGCUCCAAAGCGAAUUGAUGGUCGACUACACCCGCCCUCUUUUCGUAUGGCUUAACCAACUACCGUUGGGCGUGGUUCUGCAGUUGGUUAGCGUAGUACUGCUAUUCGUGUUCCUUGUCACCAGCGCCGACUCCGCCGCUUAUGUGCUUGGUAUGCUGGGCAGCAAUGGCAAUCCUGAGCCGAGUAACCGCAGCAAGCUGGGCUGGGGCGCUCUGACCGUGUUAAUUGCCGCCAGCCUGCUGGUUCGCAAUGACGUCGACAUCAACAAAGCCGUGGCCAUUGUUGGGGCCAUUCCGUUCACCGUCAUUCUUUGGCUGCAAGUGUUGGCGUUGCUGUUAGCAAUCUUUCGCGAAUGGCGUAAACCCAGCGGACAGAUCUCUAGCUAG
Nerophis lumbriciformis (worm pipefish) is the source of this 1557-nucleotide messenger RNA. NCBI's taxonomy places the organism in Eukaryota, Metazoa, Chordata, Actinopteri, Syngnathiformes, Syngnathidae. The record is from RefSeq and is a predicted model, not a curated record.